Dichotomopilus funicola is the source of this 1668-nucleotide messenger RNA. RefSeq lists its product as uncharacterized. The record is from RefSeq and is a predicted model, not a curated record. Lineage: Eukaryota; Fungi; Ascomycota; Sordariomycetes; Sordariales; Chaetomiaceae. The transcript is spliced from 3 exons. The coding region runs from base 1 to 1668 and encodes 555 amino acids.
AUGGCGCUCCAGGCUGCGUACAGGCAGUUUUUAGCGUCGCCGAACUCGUCGGCCCUCGCAGACGACGCGGCGCUCCACUACAUCACCACGACUACUAGCUUCACGGGCGCAACCGAGAUCAUUAAGCACCUUUCCUCGGUGCGCAACAAGAUCAAGAAGAAGAAGGAGGCCGCCCUUUUCGCCAUUGAGAACCAGACUGCGCUUGCGCUCGAGGCCGACACCACGUUGGAGUUUGUGAGCAGCGGCGGCCCUUACCUCCCCGGCCUGGACGACAACUUCCUAGCCGACCGCACCGUCCAGAUCGUUGUGAGCCACAUCGUGGCCUUCAACGCCGACGGCAAGAUCACACAGAUCCGGCAGAGCUGGGACCAAGGCGCGCUUUUGAAGCAGGUCGAUGUCAUUGGCAGGUCCGGCGCAAACUGGCCUAUUCGCGACGUCAAAGAUCAAGUUACGCUCAUCGAAAAAUGCGCCAAGGGCGAAGGUAGCGCUGCGGCUCCCAUUGCGGAGACACUUCCCAACCGCUCCCGUGGCAGCUCGAACGCCAUGCGCGACCCGCACGCCACCCUUGACUUGUUCGCUUCGCGCGAGGAGCUGGAGAGUAACCCUGCGGCCGUCAUCUCACCUUAUGCAGGCAGGAGACCCCGCCAGCGGUCCUUUACCGAAAUCCUCGGCGACGAGCCCGUCGAAGAUCCCGGCUCUCCCAGCGCCGGGCGCGAGCGCUCGCAGUCCCCGAGCAAAGUCAUUGCCCCCAAGGCCGGAGCUGGCAAGAACUUCCAGCCCAUGCGCCUCUUUGACACGGACGAGAACGAAGCCGCGGACGACAAGGAUUCGCCGGAACCGGCGCAGAAGGUGAACCGCUUCAUCCGCCCGGACCCUAGAAAGUACCAGCAUUUUGAACUUGACGACGGCUCGGAGGCUCCCGAGGUCCCGACGCCGAAGGCCCCUGCACCCGCCCCCGACAGGAGCAGCAAGCAUGGCAGCAACUGGUCGUUUGACGACUUCGUUACCCCCCAGAAGCCGGUCGCUACUCGCGGCCUACACCGUGCCCACAAUACCCGUCACUGGGGCGCCGACAAUGACAUCCUCGAGAACACCCCCGCUCCCCACCCGCAAGUGAUCAAGCCGCGCAAGGAUGCUGAGGCGCACUUCGAACUAGUUGAUGAUGGCCCGGCCCGGGAAGACGCCAACAAUGCUAGCCGCCUGCCCCGCGGCGCGAUGCAUAACGAGAACCUCCACUUGUACGACAACCGUCUGCACCACGAGGACGGCACCGUCCCUUCGCCCGGCCCGCCUCCUCUCGGGAACAUCACCAACCUUAAGGACCGGCAAAAGCACUUUGGCGCUCACUUCAGCAUGACGGACGAGUCCCCGCAGCACGACAGCACCAGCGAGGCUCCCAAAAUGGGCGAGGACCGCAAGAAGGCUGUGCGCAUGAUGGAGAGCAACUGGGCUCCAUCCGAUGAGUCGCCGGUCUCGCGCAAGGAAAAUAGCAACCCCAACAGUGAGAACAUUGAGCGCGAGCGCGGGAUCGCCAUUGCCGGCGACGGUAUGGGCGGUCGAAAGGGCACCUCACGCGGCUGGCUUCACGGGGAGGAGGAUGCACCCGAACCGGCCAAGAAGGGCAUUCGCGGGCCCCCGACCAAGUCGGAUAACUUCUGGGACUUUUAA